Molecule: messenger RNA, 618 nt
Organism: Mytilinidion resinicola
Lineage: Eukaryota; Fungi; Ascomycota; Dothideomycetes; Mytilinidiales; Mytilinidiaceae
Exons: 6
Coding region: 1-618 (205 amino acids)
Source: RefSeq, a predicted model, not a curated record
AUGAAUGUUUUCUUCCCGGUCUAUCAGUUCUCGGGCCACCCUAGACGGUGUUGGACUGAAUACUGCCAAAGGAUCUUGAUAAAGGAAAAAACAACAUCAUUCUCAGUAUCACGCCCAGGUUCACAAAUCUCGCAUGUCCAGCCGAAGAGGACAGUCUGGAAACUUGAACUAGGCUACAAGAGAUGCUCUCAUGGCCUGAUUGGAUGCAAGACGGGAUUUCAAGUCUUCAGCCCCCAAGCUGUCACCUGGGGCAUGAAUGAGAUAUGCAGAAGCGACAUGCAGGUAGGGACGAGGAGGCGUCCACAUUCACGAGGCUGCGUCCACAUUCACGAGGCUGAAGUCCUCUUGACCGGAAAUAUGCAAGGUGCUGCAAACUCCGGCUCCCGCUCAACUGAAAUCACGGUGCGAAUGCUGAGACCUUUUCAAGGAGCCUUGCAUGGACCAGGCCACCAUGGGUUAGCUGGAGCUAUGGAAGAAGCUCCGCACUUCCCUUUAUUCUUUUUUCACUGCAGCAGGCUGUCAGCUUCAGCGCACGGCGAGUGGAAGUUUGAUAGCCGUCUUGAAUCAUGGCUCAAUUAUACCCACACUCGAACGUCGUGUCUCAAAAGUGAGCAAUAG